Molecule: messenger RNA, 1393 nt
Organism: Cuscuta campestris
Lineage: Eukaryota; Viridiplantae; Streptophyta; Magnoliopsida; Solanales; Convolvulaceae
Source: the annotation of a GenBank genome assembly
CGUACUUUACUCCAAAAUCCAAAAUGAUAUACUCACUACUCACUCCAUUUGAGUGACAUUUUCUCUACCCGCUCAAAGGAGCUCCACGAGGCCGAGCCUCCACCAGCAGUUCAUUGGACCUACAAGUGUGCAACCAUGAGUCCUUGGCGUCAAAUGUUCAAAUUUCCCCGGAAAUACCUGAUCGCCGUCGCUGGCUUUGGCGGUGCCACCGCCGUCAUGUUCCAAACCAGAAACCCCAGUUCCCCCAAUUCUCCCACAGAUUUCCCCUUCAUCAACGGUUUAGUUCGUUCCUCCCGCGCUCUCUUCACUAUCACUUCGAAUGCUGUUGACUACACGUACUCUUUGCACGGCUUGACUCAGAACACUGAGGACUAUCUGUGGGCUGUUACUGAGGUACAUCUAAGGUCUGCAAAGAGAAUAUUGAGACUAUGUGAAGCCAACAAAGGUGUUUAUGUCAAAGCUGGCCAGUUUGCUGCAGCAAUGCGUGUCAAGCAAGUUCCAAAAGAAUACUCAUCAACAUUGUCAUCUUUGCAAGACCAGGCUGUUCCUUGUCCUUUUGAAUCAAUCAAGGAAGUACUGAGCAACAGUUUGGGUCCAAAUUCAUCGGAGAUAUUCUUAUCAUUUGACGAGCAACCAUUUGCAGCAGCUUCUGUUGCUCAAGUACACCAUGCUGUUUUGAGAGAUAAUAAAGAAGUGGUUGUCAAGGUGCAAUAUCCAGGAUUAGAGUACCAGAUGAAAUUUGAUCUUGCAACAAUGUCUUUUAUCUCCAAAUUUGCUUCAUGGUUUUUCCCAGAAUGCAGGUUUGAGUGGCUGGUAUCAGAAUUUAAGAAAUCUAUUACUUUUGAGCUUGAUUUCAUUGAAGAGGCUAAAAACCUCGAGCAAAUGUCUGAAAACUUCAAAAGCAACAGCAUGAUUAGGUUUCCUCAAGUUUAUUGGGGUUUCACAACAAGGAAUGUUUUGACGAUGGAGUUUUGUAAAGGAUUCAAGGUAUUUUGUUCUGCCAGCUUUUGGUGGCAUGGUGUGUGUUUAUGUCAAGUUAACUCAAAGUUCAUGAUAUUAAUCAGUAUGCCAAAUUAAUAUAGGUUUUUCCUCCUUCAUAGAAAGCAGUCACUUUCCAUCAGGAUUAACGACCCUUUUAAUUUUUUUGACAAUAUUCAAAUGCUCUGAUACAUUCACAAUGAUGGUACCAAUAAGUUGUCGUUAUGGGUGCAUUUGACCCCUUUUUCCUUAUGAAACUUUCCUAGGUUUUGUUGUCAAUAUUAUUUUUUGGGGUUCAACUAUUGUCAGAAAUGGGCCAUUAACAAGAAACUAUCUAGCUCUCAGGUAGAUGAUUUGAACUUAAUGAAGCAAACAGGGAUUAGUCCAUCAAAGGUCGGUCUUAGCUAUCUCAGAU